AUGACCGUUGUUACAGCCACUCCCAUUGCCAUUCCCACUAAUUCUACUUCCCAAUGCUAUACGAUCGGCAGCAAUGCAUCAUCCUCAUCUUCAAAUACUACUACUUGCUCACCCAUGACCAAGAAGCGAAAACGUUCUUCCUCAUUGCACGUCCGUUUUUGCACUGAAGCUCCUCGAGUUGAAUACACUUACUCUCAAUCGGAUUACGAUCGAAGCGGCUUGUUUCCUACCAUCACCCCUGAUACCCAACCACCCUCUGUAUCAUCUCCAGCACCACCACCACAACAACAACAAUCCACCUCAAAGCCUAGUAUGAUUUUGGCUGUCUCUUUCAGCGUGGUGGCCCACAACGACGAAAAGAAAGGAGCUGAAGAAGUGAUCCCUCCUACCAAACGCAACAAGGCUCAACGUCGUCCUCGUCUUACUAUUGAUACCAGCAGCAUUCAUGGUCCUCUUUUCUUCACCAACAUGACUACCAACCACAAGAAACCCGCUGUCAUCGAAGACAAUGAAGAUGUAAUCGAUCAACAAACAUUGGAAAACACUAGACGUAACCGAUAA
Messenger RNA from Lichtheimia ornata, 561 nucleotides. RefSeq lists its product as uncharacterized. Bases 1 to 561 code for a protein of 186 amino acids. The transcript has a single exon. NCBI's taxonomy places the organism in Eukaryota, Fungi, Mucoromycota, Mucoromycetes, Mucorales, Lichtheimiaceae. The record is from RefSeq and is a predicted model, not a curated record.